UGACAACGGCGGGCGGGUGGCUGGAGUUAGAGUUGAUGUAGGAACGGGACGGCUGCUAUGGACGCUGCUGGAGGGAGGCGUGGAGGGUGCCCGGGCUCCCCUCGCCGGGCUGGGGCUCUGCUGUGGGGCUGGGCCCUGCUGGGCUGCGCCUGGUGCCCUCGCCCCCCGGGGGCCGCUGCCGCCCCUUUCCCAGCCGGCUACGCGCUGGACGAUUCGGUCGGGCUGGGCCGUGAGUUCGACGGCAUCGGGGCCGUGAGCGGCGGAGGGGCCACCUCUCGACUUCUGGUGAAUUACCCAGAGCCUUAUCGCUCUCAGAUUUUAGAUUAUCUGUUUAUGCCAAAUUUUGGUGCCUCUUUGCAUAUUCUCAAAGUAGAGAUUGGUGGUGAUGGACAGUCAACAGAUGGUACUGAACCCUCCCACAUGCACUAUGAAAAUGAUGAGAAUUAUUUCCGGGGCUAUGAGUGGUGGCUAAUGAAAGAAGCUAAAAAGAGAAACCCCAACAUUAAAUUGAUUGGGUUACCUUGGGCAUUUCCUGGAUGGAUAGGGAGGGGUCAGAACUGGCCCUAUAAUCAUCUGGAUGUCACUGUUCACUAUAUUGUUUCCUGGAUUCUAGGCGCCAAGCAGUAUCACAAUUUGGACAUUGAUUAUAUUGGGGUAUGGAAUGAAAGGUCAUUUAGUAGCAAAUAUAUCAAGCUCUUAAGGUACACCUUGGAUAAACGAAGUCUGCAGCGGGUGAGGAUCAUAGCCAGUGAUAACCUGUGGGAGCCAAUUUCCUUUUUCAUGAUGAUUGACUCUGAGCUCCAUCAAGUGGUCGAUAUCAUAGGGGCUCAUUACCCUGGAACAAAAACAGUGGAUAAUGCCUUAGCAACUCAGAAGAAAUUAUGGGCUUCAGAAGAUUAUAGCACUUUCAAUGAUGAAGUGGGUGCAGGCUGCUGGGCUCGGAUCCUGAACCAGAACUAUGUGAAUGGAAAUAUGACCUCUACUAUUGCCUGGAAUUUGGUGGCUAGUUAUUAUGAAGAUUUGCCCUUUGGUCGGAAUGGAUUAAUGACAGCGCAAGAGCCGUGGAGUGGCUAUUAUGCAGUGGAAGCUCCUAUCUGGAUCACAGCACACACAACCCAGUUUACCUACCCUGGCUGGCACUACCUGCAGGUGGAUGGACAUUUAGAAGGCGGUGGCAGCUAUGUAGCUCUGACUGAUGGCCUAGGCAACCUUACUAUCAUCGUUGAAACUAUGACUUAUUUGCACUCUCAGUGUAUCAGGCCUCCACUGUUUCCCUUCAUUGUGUCCCCUCAGAAAGCAACUUUCUACCUCAAAGGAUCCUUUCAUGAAGUGAAAACCUUGAAAAUGUGGUAUACUAAGCUUGGCUUCAAAUCUGCAAAUUCCACCUUAUUCCAUCCUCUUCCUCCUGUAAAGGUACAUGAAGGGAUGUUCAGCUUAAAUCUGGAUGUGGAUGAAGUCUACACGUUAACUACCCUCAUGACAGGCUGGAAAGGCACUUACCCAGAUCCUCCCCAGUCCAAGCCUUUUCCUUCAAAUUACAAGGAUGAUUUCAACAUUCGUAAUCCACCCUUUAGUGAAGCUCCAAAUUUUGCUGAUCAGACUGGGGUAUUCGAGUACUUCGUCAACACUUCUGAUCCAGGGGACCACAUUUUCACACUCCGUCAGGUGGUGGUUCAGCGACCCAUCACUUGGGCUUCUGACGCAGACCAGGCCAUCAGCAUUAUAGGAGACUUUAAAUGGGUAAAUGUGACAAUAACUUGUGAUGUGUACAUAGAGCGCCCGGUCAGUGGUGGUGUGUUCAUUGCAGGAAGAGUAAACAAUGGUGGGAUAUAUGUUCGAGGUAGCAAAGGACUCUUCUUCUGGGUGUUUGCAGAUGGCACCUACCGGGUCACUGGUGAUCUCUCUGGAGAGGAAGUCCUGAUGAAAGGAAUGUCUGGUGUACGAGCCAGAGCAUGGCACACGCUCACUCUGAACCUCAGGGGUUCUUCGGCCUCAGGAUCGCUCAAUGGUUAUCCUCUCUGGGAGAAUGUCACCAUAUCUGAGACGAGUCAUGGCUGGGCGGCUAUUGGAACACGCUCCUUUGAAUUCGCGCAGUUUGACAAUUUUCACGUUGAGGCCAGCUGAGGUUGCUGGCAUACUAGGACAAGCCAGUUAUUUUAUUACUACUUUGAAUCUGAGCCAGUUCAAACUUUGGAGAUAACUCGUAAAUACUAUUUUGAGGUUGAUCUGUUGGCCAGGGUUCUAAAUUCUUCCCUUAUUUAUUACGAUUUGUUAGAAAUUUACUUGAGUAGGUAGGUGUACGCAUGCCUGUGACUUAAUAAAAAGGAUGCUCUGGGAUUUUACCCUUUAAUUUCUAGAGAUAAGUUUUUGUUUAAGUUAGAGAUGGCAAACAGGAGCCAUGGAUUGAAACUAUCUUGAAUAUUUGGAAUCAGAACGAUGUUUGCCUUUUUUCCCCCUGCCUGUAGUCUGAGGCUAGGGAAUACACAACUGCAAGUGCAUUUGAAUUACUUCUCCCAGUUAUAAAUGAGAGCUGCAAUACCAGCCUUUAGACAUAUAUAUUUUGGGGCUGUAAUCUGUACAUUGGAGUACAAACACGGCUUAUGGUUGAUCUGGCCAUUUAGGAAGUGCCUUAUUUUUAAACUCUCUCUCUCUCAUUAAUGACAGUGUAGCAAGUGAGGUUUUUGUAAUACAAUCAGCUGUUGAUAUCCUCACUCCUUUCUGUGCACCAACUUGGCGGCUUUUCCAGGAGGGAGGGGAAAGAUGGGUCUCUUAAUUUGGUGAGGUGCUUAGAUUAAAAUGGUCAUGGUCUCUUGAAGUACAGAUGAGCAGAUUUCCUUUUGAGUUGACACCCAAGACAGCUGUGUCACUCAGCUACUGAAUGGUCUGAUAAGUAAAGACCCCAUUCUGAGAUACAGAAAUUAUCUUUCAUUGGAUGUUGGUAACUGUAAACUUUUCCAUUCAUGUCAGGGCAGGACUCCAAAGUAGCUAAUAUGUGAAAGAUGUGCUGCUUUUCCUGAAGGGUUUGUCAAGCAUCUUCCACUUACGAUACAGGACUCUAUCCUAAAACAAAGAAUAAAUUAAGUAUAAUUACACAUUAUAAAUCCUCGGAGGGGAAAAAACCCUCUCUACUUUGCUGUCAUUCCAAGUCACUGCAACAGCUGCAGAGUUAAUUUAUUAUUGAAUGUAUAAGAGAGUAUUGAAGUACAGAGUGAGACUCUCUCAUAUAUUGCUACUCUACGUUCUGGAGAGUCCUGCAUUUUUCUUCCUUCUUUUGUUCAUGUUCUGCUUGGCUCAACUUGGUAGUUCAGCGAGAUGUGUCAUCUUGUCAUGCUAGGAGGGAAAACUUUCCAUACCUCCUAAUUGAUUAAUGCUUACCAUAUUUCACUGUUUUAAUUGAGGAAAUCCAGUGAGACAAGAAUCUAACUCCAGAGUUGAUAACACACUUGAAACCUGGGCAAGGACCUAUUUAUGAGGCCAUCUUCUGUCUUAAGAGACUGCCCCAAAGGAUCUCUAAACAUACUGAGCACAGUUCUGAUCCACUUUUAUUAGAAAACUAACUCUAUUAAGCAACUGGUUGUUCUGAAUGGUCGCUUAAGACAGGUAUAAUGUAAUUACAAGUAUUUUGCAGUUUGAAGAUGAUGAGAUAAUUUUGCAAAUAGCGUUUGGAGAAAGCUAUCUCAGAGUUCCAUUCUUAAUCUCUAGAGUGGGAUGUAUUUUCCUAAGCAAUUACUGACACUUCUUAUGACUAUAGGAAAAGGCUUUAUACAUUCAGUUAACCUUGAAAACAAUACAUUUUUAAAGUGAUUUUUAACUAUUGUUGUGGGCAGUAAGCAAGUUUAGUUUUUAUUUGAUAAAUGAGAGAAAAUGUCUAGGCCAAUAUUCAGAAUGGGGCAGCCUAGAUUUACGUGCCUAACUUUAUAUUUAGGUUACCUAAAUAAGUUGUCUGAUUUCCAGAGGGGUGUCAGUGGGAGCUGCAGAUGUUCAGCACUUCCCAAAGUCAGGCCACUUGAGUGUCCCUAAAGUUGGACACCUAUUUGAGGAAUGUCUGUAAAUGAACAAGUUACAAGAGAUUUAAAUUUGGCAGAACUAGGUAUCUGUUUCUAAUGGGAUAUUUCUGCAGCAAUUCUUGUUAACUCUAUUAGCUGCAGGGUGUCUAUGUGUGGGUGAUAGAACAGCACUGAUGAUGCAAUUAUUCCAAAGAAUACAGUAAAGUUUUUACAUUUUUGCACUAAUUAAUUAACCAGUUUUACUGUUUUUUGCAUUAUGGACUAAAUGUGUUGUACAUUUUUGAGAGUAUAGUUUUUGUUAACUUAUAAAAGUAACUUUAUAACAGAUUUAAAAUGUUUUAAAUUAUUGUGAAUGUUUACUGAAGUUUUGUUGUGUAGUCAUCUUAUACAUCAGUAAUCCAUUCCCUUUGAAUGAACUGUAAUGCACUUGGCAGUAGCAAAUAAGCUGUUAAGUGUUUCAGUAAGGGACAGAUUUACAUGGUUGAUUAUAAAUACUAAUGAUUCCAAAUGAGCAAAUAAAACACUUUUAAAAAACC
Caretta caretta (loggerhead turtle) is the source of this 4543-nucleotide messenger RNA. RefSeq names its product galactosylceramidase (gene GALC). Gene Ontology annotation, molecular function: galactosylceramidase activity. Gene Ontology annotation, biological process: galactosylceramide catabolic process. NCBI's taxonomy places the organism in Eukaryota, Metazoa, Chordata, Testudines, Cheloniidae. Gene Ontology annotation, cellular component: lysosome. The record is from RefSeq and is a predicted model, not a curated record.